Megalopta genalis is the source of this 4933-nucleotide messenger RNA. RefSeq lists its product as uncharacterized. Gene Ontology annotation, molecular function: 2 iron, 2 sulfur cluster binding; electron transfer activity. Gene Ontology annotation, biological process: P450-containing electron transport chain; centriole replication. The record is from RefSeq and is a predicted model, not a curated record. NCBI's taxonomy places the organism in Eukaryota, Metazoa, Arthropoda, Insecta, Hymenoptera, Halictidae. Gene Ontology annotation, cellular component: mitochondrion; centrosome.
AAGCUUAUUUCCGUGUAUAGACUUCCUGUAGUGCAGUUUGACUUUUCAAAGAUUGUUUACAAGGAAAUUGUAGAGUGCAUAAUCGUUUGAAAAGUUUAGUAAUCUCGGAAUUGUUUACAGUGAACCUAUCGAGAUUAAUAAACAAUGAGCUUCUUAAGACUUUAUAAACUAUUGUGGAAGUUAAGAUUGUAGUUCAAACUGAUUUUCUGUGACCCACUUGUUGCGUUUAGGUUAUGGUGUUAUAAACAAAAAUAUGUUGGACUUAAAUGUUUGGUUUUCAUGAUAAAUUCUUGCAUGCCAGACUGUAGGGAUGGAGGGCCCAGGUCUGAGCUUGUUUCAAGGCUCAGAAAGUAUUCAAUUAAAUACAAGUACCCAAGGAUUAGAGGAGGAUGAAGAACAAGAAGAUAUUAAACGACGUAACAAGGAGAUUAAGGAUCUUCUGACUAAUGCAUUUGAUGACUUGGAUGAUGAUGAUGAUGACAUUAGCUCUGUCAACAGCAGUCAUUAUCAAGAUAGUACUAAAGAAGUAGAGAAUUCAAACAAAGGAAUAAAUUCCUGUGUUCAAGGAAUCAUAUCACCUAAUGGCCAAAUAGUUUCUGAGUUACGAAAUGAAUUUGGAUUAUAUGAUCGUGAAAAUUCAAAUAACUACGAAAAUACUAUGACAAACCAUAGGUCAGAAUUGGAAAUUGGUCCUUCAAUUUCUGAUAUACAGAGAGAUUUUAAUAUGUAUGGUCAGACAGAUACGCCAUAUUCCAAGAGUAAUAGAAAUGAAGAUACCAAUAAUAUGACUGCUGAAACGCCCUAUGAGUUGGCAAAACCACAGAAUGCUGGAUUUCCCAGAGAUUUAAGACCACAAUUUGAUGAAAACUAUACAUAUAAUGAAAAUUAUCCUUAUAAUUAUCAAACGCCAGCUAAUCAUUACGAUGCUCAAACAAAAAAUUAUUCAAAUAAUGGAUAUAUUGAUGUUUAUGAAAAUAAUGUACAAUGUAGACAAAUUCAUGAGUUUGGUGGUGGAGAUAAUGUUACCUCUGACCAUGUAAAUCAUUGUUUCAAAACAGGUUCAAAUGGUAGGCAACAGGACGAUAAUGUAGCUUAUAAAACAGCCGAAUAUGAGAGCAAAGAGCAAUUGGAAGUUUUAUAUACAGUCCGAAUGAGAGAAAUUAAAAGAUUAACAGAAGAUUUGCAACAAUUACGAGAACAGAAAGAGGAAGAAAAAAAUCAAUUUACUAGAAAAAUUACAGUUUUACAAGCAGAAAUUGAAAGAUCAAAUAUUUCCAGAAAUCAAACGCAACAUGCACUAGUUAAUGCAAAAGCAGAGAUAACUGAUCUUCAAAAUCAAAUAACAUUGUUCAAAGAAAAGAAUGCCGUUUUAGAAGAAAGUAAUCAAAAUAUGACACAGGAAUUAAAUGUUGCAAGAGAUUCUGUAAUAGAAUUGCAACAAAAAAUAUCUAUAUUAGAAAGAGUACAAGCUUUACAAACAAAUGACAAAACAUAUGAAAAAUUCCUAAAUCAAGCACAAGAGAAGCAUGCCGUUGAAAUGAAAAAUAUGCAAACUCAAAUAAAAGGUCUUGCAGACAAAUUAAGCGCAAAGCUGCUCAAUGUGGAUCCCAACACUCACUGUAUAUGGGAAACUUCAUAUGUUAUAUUGGAAAAUAAAUUAGCAGAUGUUCGAAGAGCACACGAGACGCUUAUGGUUGAGAAAGGAGAUACCAUGAAUCGUUUAGCACAAGCAUUAGAAGAAAGCCAGAAGCAAUGCCGCAAUCUUAUGGCAACAAAUAAUGCUCAACAAGUAAUGCAACUUCAAGUACAGAUUAGGAAUCUAUCACAAGAAAAAGAAGAAAUGCAAAAGAUGAUUCAAGAUUUACAGCAUAAAUUAGAAGUGGCAAACAGUGAUGUAGCACAAUAUGAUUCAUUGUUGGCAACAACAUUAGAGGACGAAUCUGAUUCAAUUAAACAAUUGAAAUUAGGUGAAUUUCAUAAUAAAUCAAAAGUGAAACCGUGUGAGGAUAUCGCAAAUAAAUUAAGGGGAGAAUUGCAAAGGUGUUUGGCUGGUCAUGCAGUUAAAAGGAAGGAAAUAACUCGAUUAGAAAAUACGUUGUCACAAAAAGCAAAAGAACUUAAUGAUGCUUUAACGAUAGCUGAUACAUGUCGACAAGAAGUUGCUCAAUACGCUAAGCGUGUUAGCGAAUUGGAGCAAGAACUGAAAUCUGUACUUACAGAUCAAGCUAUGAAAGCAAAUUCCCAAAUACAAAAAUUGUCUAAUCAUUUGAGUGAUGUAAAAAACCAAUAUGAUUCUUUGCGAGAAGAAAAAAUUGAAUUAGAACAGAAAUUAGAGGAAACUUUGGCAGUUAACCAGGAAACACUUAAACAAUUGCACCAAGAAAAUAUAAAUAAACAAGAGAAAGACGCCAUUGAUGAGUACAAUAAAGAAUAUUUAGAAAUACAUGCUAAGGCUGUAGAAAGAGUUAGACAAGAAGCACAAAUCGAAGUAGUGCAAUUAUCCGUGCAAUUAGAACAGACGCAGAAGGAGUUGGAUCGUGUUAAGGAAUUGUAUAUAGAUGUCUGUAGUACAAAGGAACAAUUAAUAAGUGAACACAAGUCUGAAAUUGAAAUGUUAAAAAAAAAAUAUGCUACCCUAGAAGAACGUGAACAAGACAUUGAAAAAUAUGAACACGAUUUGCAGAUACAAAUAAAAAUAGCGGAAAAAUUGACACAAGAAUGCGACACAUAUAAAUGUAAGGUAAUUGAAUUAGAAAAAGAUUUAAGCUGUGAAAGAAAGAAAAAAGAAGAAUAUACAAAAAAAAUUCAUCAAGAAAUUGAAAGAGCUAAAGAAGAAGCAUUAAACGAAUUACGCAAUGCUCAUCCUAAUCAGGAAAUAAGUCUACUCUUGCCAGAUCAUUGUUCCGAACAUUUAGAAAAAAUUAAUCAGUUAGAAGAAGAUUGCAAGCGCUUAGAAGAAAAAUUGCACGCUGCAGUUGACGAUCACAAAAAAAUAUCGGAAUAUCAAUCCGAAUUGGACGAUGCUACGUUGAAAAUAGCACAAAUAGAAAUUUCUCAGGAAUCUUGGAAAAAGAAAUAUGAGAAUGCAAUUAGCGAAAGAAAUGAUCUAAUUGCUAGAAUUUCAAAACUAGAUUCUGAAUUGUUAAACAUCAAAAGAAAUUCAAAAAUUGAAGAUUCUGAUGAUGUAACGUUAAAAGUGUCUCGAUAUCAAAUGGACAACGAAGCUUUGAAACAUAAAUGCGAGGAUCUAUUCAAUGAAAGGAAUAUUUAUAAGGAAAAAAUUUCACAGUUAGAGACAGAAUUAUUAGAAACCAAAAAAUUAAUUAGGACUUUCCAAAAAUGAUUCAAAAAAACUAGCGAGGUAUCUUUAACUUCCAAAUGUGAAUUGGAAAAAGAACUUUCUCAUUACAAAGAUCUGGUAACACAGUUAAGUAGUAAAAUCAAUUUGUUAAAAGCUGGCAGAAAGAGUGAUGUGGUAAUGGAGCAAAAAAUCAAGCAAUUGGAAAAAGAUUUGCAAGGUAAAGAUGAGGAGUUGGAGAGACUAAAGGAAUUUGAGAAACUGAAAGAAGAAAGGGAUCAACUUGUUCUAAAAUUAAAAAAUCAAGCUAAACAAUUUGAACAAUAUGUUAAAAACCAAAAACAAGUAUCAGCUGAGUUGAAUCUAUCGCCACGUAGCUCGAGUGACGGUACAGAUUUUCAAAAGAUAAAAGAAAUUAUGAUAAAAGAAGUACGUGAAGAAAUGGAACAGAAAGUAGUGGAUGAGCUUAGGGGUAUAGAAGAACAGCAUCGUGAGAAGAGAAAGGAAUUAGAUGAGCGAUAUAAAAUCGUUUUAUUAGAACUACAAACCAGGUAUAAUGAAAAGGCGCAAGAAGUGGAAACUUUAAAAGAAGCGAUACUUACGGAAAAGGAAGAGUUAAAACAAAAAGAGAAUGAUGUGGAAGAAGAGAGAAAUUUGAUGGCUCAGGUAAUGACUAAAUGGGCUGCAGAGAUUAGCGAGAUAAAGGAUAAAGAAGCUGAGAUUAACGAACAGUUGCAACAUCUAAAAAAAAGCGAAGGAAGUCUGAAGGCAGAAAUAACCGAACUAAAAGAAAAGGAGAAAGAAAUGAAAAGUUAUAUUGAUACAUUAAAACAUAAGUAUGAAUCAGCAAAAAAGACGGCGAAAAAUUAUAAGGAGUAUGCAGAAAAUAAAGACAAGUUUUUGUCAAGUGAAUACAAACGUAUAGAAGAAGGAUACAAAAGAGCCAUGAAUCAAGUACAACAAAAGCUUGAAGCAAUCGUUAGUACUCAAGAAGAACAAGUAGCAACAAAGCUUAAAGAACUUGAGUGUCAGUAUACAGAAAGGAUAGAACAAAUGCGACUUACACUGAAGUACAAAAAUUCAUUUCACGGUGAAUAUGAAAUGCAAGAUCCGAAAUCAGAAGCUGAUAUUGUAAAUGUAACAUUUAUUGACAAGGCAGGAACAAAAAUACCUGUAAAAGGAAAAGUAGGAGAUAAUGUAUUAUAUUUAGCUCAUAGAUAUGGAAUUGAGAUGGAAGGAGCUUGUGAAGCAUCUCUUGCUUGUACCACUUGUCAUUUAUAUGUACAUCAUGAUUAUUUAGAUAAAUUACCAACAGCUGAAGAAAAAGAAGAAGAUCUGUUAGAUUUAGCACCGUUUUUAAAAGAAAACUCACGAUUGGGUUGUCAAAUUAUAUUAACGAAAAAUUUAGAUGGCAUAGAAGUAGAGUUGCCACAAGCAACAAGAAAUUUUUAUGUAGAUGGUCAUACGCCAACUCCACAUUAACAUAUACUUCCUCUAUUUUAAAAAUAAAGUGUAUAUAUUUUAUUUAUAUAGUUAGUUAUAACUUUAUACAUAUGUGUUGCUGUAAACAGGAUAAAUUAAAAAUUAUAUACCUGAAUAUUUUUAGUAACUAAUAAAGAAGAAUAUACUACAAAA